AUGGUUCAGGAGAUGGAAGAUAUUCAUGGGAUGGCGACUCUAUGCUGCCGAGCUCCCGUCGGCGACCUGUCUCACGAAGGUUUGACUGGGCGAGGGGCACUUCCAUCUGACUCUUAUCACCUAUGCCUCGAAACACCACGGCAGUUGGAGUCAACACUGAAUGGAGAUGGAGACCGGAUUCGGAAGCUUGCGAAGGCUGUACGCACAAUCCUUGAAUGUGUUGGGGAAGAUCCUGAACGAGAAGGCCUACGUACGACACCAGAGAGAUAUGCCAAAGCCAUGUUAUAUUUCACCAAAGGCUAUGCGGAGGAUGUUCAAAGCCUGGUCAAUGGAGCCAUCUUCCACGAGAACUACGACGGACUCGUUAUUGUGAGAGAUAUUGAUGUCUUCUCUCUUUGCGAACAUCACGUGGUUCCCUUUACUGGAAAGAUGCACAUAGGGUACAUCCCAGACGGCCGUAUAUUGGGCCUCUCCAAAGUGGCCCGUUUGGCUGAGAUAUUCUCUCGCAGACUCCAGAUUCAAGAACGCCUGACGAAACAGGUUGCCAUGACCAUUUUUGACGUGCUUAACCCCAAGGGUGUUGGGGUAAUCAUGGAAUCCUCCCAUCUUUGUAUGGCCAUGCGUGGCGUAGAGAAGGUUGGAACUGCUACAACUACCAGCUACAUGGUUGGGUGCAUGCGGUCGAGCGCCGAAACCAGAGACGAAUUCUUAUCGCUCCUGCGUCGAGGAUAG
This is a messenger RNA of Uncinocarpus reesii 1704, 732 nucleotides long. Its product is annotated as GTP cyclohydrolase I. The transcript is spliced from 3 exons. Gene Ontology annotation, cellular component: cytoplasm. Gene Ontology annotation, molecular function: zinc ion binding; GTP binding; GTP cyclohydrolase I activity. The record is from RefSeq and is a predicted model, not a curated record. Bases 1 to 732 code for a protein of 243 amino acids. NCBI's taxonomy places the organism in Eukaryota, Fungi, Ascomycota, Eurotiomycetes, Onygenales, Onygenaceae. Gene Ontology annotation, biological process: tetrahydrofolate biosynthetic process; tetrahydrobiopterin biosynthetic process.